Messenger RNA from Linum trigynum, 3636 nucleotides. Lineage: Eukaryota; Viridiplantae; Streptophyta; Magnoliopsida; Malpighiales; Linaceae. The record is from the annotation of a GenBank genome assembly.
CACCACCACCACAUCCCACAUUGAGUUGGAGAAAAACCCGAACUAAGCGCAAAGUAAAGCUAGCUAGUAAUUAACUACUUCGAUCAUGGGGGAUCCACGUUCAAUGCCGGCCAACCGGCCAGACUUCGCCUUCUCGGUGGAAGCCGAGGACCCAUCGGCGGCCAAGUUCGACCUGCCGGUUGACUCGGAGCACAAGGCGACGAAGUUCAAGCUCUUCUCCUUCGCCAACCCGCACAUGCGUACGUUCCACCUGUCGUGGAUCUCCUUCUUCACCUGCUUCGUCUCCACCUUCGCCGCCGCACCUCUCGUCCCCAUCAUCAGGGACAACCUCAACAUCACCAAGAGCGACAUCGGCAGCGCCGGCGUGGCCUCCGUCUCCGGCUCCAUCUUCUCCCGCCUCGUCAUGGGCGCCGUCUGCGACCUCCUGGGACCCAGGUACGGUUGCGCCUUCCUCGUCAUGCUCUCCGCCCCGACCGUCUUCUGCAUGUCCUUCGUCUCCGACGCCUCGGGCUACGUGGCGGUACGGUUCAUGAUCGGAUUCUCCCUCGCCACCUUCGUCUCCUGCCAGUACUGGAUGAGCACCAUGUUCAACAGCAGCAUCAUCGGCCUCGUCAACGGCACCGCCGCCGGCUGGGGGAACAUGGGUGGGGGCGCGACGCAGCUGAUCAUGCCCUUAGUCUACGAGAUCAUCCGACGUGGCGGGGCCUCACCCUUCACGGCCUGGAGGAUCGCGUUCUUCAUCCCCGGCUGGCUCCACGUCAUCAUGGGGAUCAUGGUGCUGACUCUGGGACAGGACCUGCCAGAUGGCAACCUCGGGGCCCUACAGAAGAAGGGUGACGUGGCGAAGGACAAGUUCUCGAAAGUCCUCUGGGGCGCGCUCUCCAACUACCGGACGUGGAUCUUCGCCCUUUUGUACGGUUACUCCAUGGGUGUCGAGCUGUCCACCGACAACGUCGUGGCGGAGUACUUCUACGAUAGGUUCGACCUCAAGCUCCACACCGCCGGGAUUAUCGCCGCGACUUUCGGGAUGGCGAACCUCGUGGCGAGGCCGUUUGGAGGGUACGCGUCCGACGUGGCGGCGAAGUACUUUGGGAUGAGGGGAAGGCUGUGGACGUUGUGGACGCUGCAAACCCUAGGCGGUGUUUUCUGCAUUUGGUUGGGAAAAGCGAGUACGCUACCUCUAGCGAUCUUGUCGAUGAUUUUGUUCUCCGUCGGAGCUCAGGCGGCGUGUGGGGCCACGUUCGGGAUCAUUCCCUUCGUGUCUCGGCGGUCGUUGGGGAUCAUAUCGGGUCUGGCCGGUGCGGGUGGGAACUUCGGGUCGGGUUUGACCCAGCUGGUGUUCUUCUCGACGAACCGAUACUCGACGGAGACGGGGCUGUUUCUGAUGGGGAUUAUGAUCGUGUGCUGCACGCUUCCGGUGACUUUGGUGCACUUCCCGCAGUGGGGAGGGAUGUUCUUCCCGGCGUCGAGCGAUCCGGUGAAGUCGACGGAGGAGUAUUACUACGAGAUGGAGUGGAGCGAGGAGGAGAAGCAGAAGGGAUUGCACCACAACAGUCUCAAGUUCGCCGCCAACUGUCGGUCGGAGCGUGGGCCCCGCCGUGGGAGUAAUGUUGCCUCCGUUGCCACUCCGCCCACUGCGACGCCGAAUCAUGUCUAGUAAUGAAUUGGAUGGUGGCUAAGGGUGAGAAUACCUAAGAGUGGCGAGGUGGCUUUUUUUCUCUAUAAUAAUCAAGUCUGGAAAAAAAGAAAAACAGUUAAUUUAUAUUAUUUAUGUGGAAUUCAUCGUGGAAGAUGAAUUUUUACUUAAAUAAUGCGAAUGACUAACCCAAAAGGAAAGAGUGUGAGAGGCUCGAGAUAUCCACAAAUUACUUAGAUGCACCUUAUGUAAGGAAGAGAUGAUAUUAUACUUUGUGUGAGUGUGUUUUACAUAUAUACAAUUGUUUUUCCAGCAAAACAAGAUACAGCACUUCUGGGUUAUUAUAUUGAGUUUCUCUGUGAUUGAAGGUUUAUUAUAUUGAGUUUGAAAAGUUUUGGACGGAAAAAUUCUCUAACUCAGAUUGCCACAAGUGACAUAAAAGUAAGUCCAUUCCAUUUAGUAAUCCGGAAAUUGUGUUGAUAUAGUCAUGAAAUGCUAUAAUCAUGGAAGUCCUAUAUUCAUGUAGAAAUUCACUAUAUCGCAAUUGCAAAACGAAGGGGAGUUGAAGAUGGUGGGUGGAGAUCAGGAUGAGACAUCGGAGGGAUUCAGGAGGGUAAUCACUAUCUUCUCGAUCUCAAGCAUUGAAAUUCCUUUCUCUCUUGUCAAUCUCAAAUUUCCAAUUUUCUCUCUCGCUCUCCUAGGCCGAUUGUUGUAUGUAGGAGCCUUCAGUAUACAAAAUCUGAAACUCUUUAAAGCUCGACUCAAUCGUGCCCACCACUUAGCAAUUUCCGGAAGAUUCACUGUGGCGGCUCAUACGAAUGUGGUUCACAGAGGGCAGCUUUUGGAGUGGUUAAUACCGACUCCGAUGGAAAGAUUUGUGAUGGAAAGGCUGGAAGGAUUAUUUGUUCCUCCCCAAUUGAGGCGGAAGCUAGAGCUAUCCUUGAAGCAUGUCAAGUUGCCGCUGACGACCGAGUUCCCUCAACGAUCCAUUCUGACUCUAAAGGUUUCUGGUGGAAGCUAUUCACAAUGAUUCUGCAUGCUGGCCAUGGCGAUGUUAUGCAACCCUUGCCUCUAUCACCAAGAUUAUGCGGUGCUCAUAUUGGAUUCAUAUCCCUUUCACUAGCCAUUAGAGUAAUAAAGAAGUCGAUUGGGUUGCUCGUAAUUCUAGAAUGAAUCCCCCUACACCUGGAUUGACUCAUUGUACGUACUUGUUGUUAUUUCUGACAUGCCGUAACUUUCCUGCUUCAGUUGGGUUUGAAUGAAAAAGUAUUGUUAUUAAAAAAAAAAAGAGUUCAAAUUUUUGAAAACUUGAGAUUGGAGAAGAGAGUUUCGGAUGGAGAGAGUGAGUUUGCAAAGCUUGUGUGAGAAUGAUUUCGGCUUUCCUAAAAUUCCCGCAUAUUAUGUAGAAAUUCACUAUAACUAUAUAGCUUCAAAAUUACGGGGAAGGUGAAGAUGGUGAGUGGAGAUGAGGAUGAGACAUCGGAGGGAUUCAUGAGGGGAGGAACGAGAACUUAUUUUGGAGAACCGAAAUCACUAUAUUCUCGUUCUCAAGCAUCAAAAUCUCAACCUCCCUCUUCUCUCAAUCUCAAAUUUCCAAUCUUCGCUCUCGCUCUCUCUAGUCCGAUUGUUGUCUGCGUAGAAACGUAACCUUCAGUCCAAAAUCCAAAAUGCUUUAAAGAUCGUCUCGAGCUUGAGCUUAGGUAUCUUUUAUCGAGCUGUCCAAGGCUUGUUGUUUGAGAUUGUCCUCGGUUGCCACAGUCCCGCCCACCACGUACAUGUGAAUCUAAUGUGGUUUCUGUUGAUAUUUCAUCUUCAUCUAAUCACACAAAUUCAAAUAAAAAAGUUCCCCACUAAUUAAAUGACAGAAGAAUUAGUCAACUUACAAUGUACAAACCCACUAAUAAUGCAGUUCCAAGAAGUAAACGGGAUUACCAUAUUUAGAUAAGAUGAUCCACCUACUAUGCCUUCAAUAAUGGUGCAAAUCAAAUAGUAAUCUUUAG